AUGGAGAACGAGGAGCUUUUUGCGGGCGAAAGCGCGCUCGAUGCACAACAACAGGCUGGGGGUGAGCGUCCUGCGGCUGCAGCGACUAAGAAUACCCCGAUGCGCGUUCAUACGGAACCCCUGCUGGUGGGCGAUGAUGACUUGGAGGAAGAAUGGCCGCGGGAUGACGGGCAAUCCGAUGAAACAGACUGUCGACCGCGAUGGAGACGACCACACAUUAUGUGGCUAUUGCCAUUUGGCCUGCUUUUCACGCUGGGCUUUGGCGGCCUUGCUGUCCCAAAAAUUAAUCUGAUCAUGAGUUUGAUUUGCCGGGAUUACUUCUCGGAGAGAUCCAUGAAGGACUCAAAUUUUACAUAUUUGCCCGUCGUUUUUGGAGAAGACAAUUCCCAAUGUCGGCUUCCUGAAGUGCAGUCCUUGGUGGCGCGCUUUCAGCUGUACCUGAACCUUAUCACAGGUAUCAUAUCGGCACUGGUGAGCCCUCGCCUGGGUCACUUGUCCGAUCGCUAUGGCCGCACAAAGUUGAUCGCGCUGGGCGCGACAGGUGCUGUUCUCAAUGAAGUCAUCACCGUCCUCUUAGCCAAGUGGCCUGAGCAUAUGCCGGUCAACUUGCUUUUCCUUGGAGCUGUGAUGGAUGGUCUAGGAGGCUCCUUUACUGGCGCCACAGCCCUGAUUCAUUCUUAUGCCACUGACUGCACGCCUCCCGACCGCCGCAGCGUGGCAUUUGGUUUGUUUCACGGCGCCCUGUUCUUGGGCAUCGCGGCUGGCCCUACGGGCGCAGCAUAUAUCAUUAAACAGACUGGAAAAGUGCUGAUCGUCUUCUUGAUUGGUCUCAUCUUCCAUGCCGUUUUUGUACUAUCAGUGUUUCUCAUUGUGCCCGAGAGUCUUUCGAAGGAGCGCCAGCUUGCUGCACGAGAGAGGCAUCUUGCCAAGAAGGCGAGCACCGAACCUUCCAAAUGGUACUCCUUGCAAACUCUCAACCCAAUAAACCUCCUAUCACCCCUUUCGAUCUUAUUGCCUGCCGUUGGCCGUCCAAGCGUUUUGUUCCCUAACCGUCGAGGUGCCAGCCCGGCUCUUCGGAGGAACAUCAUCCUGUUGGCUGCGAUGGACACGGCGGUCUUUGGUGUCGCGAUGGGUACUAUGCAAGUCAUCAUCAUAUAUGCCGAAUAUAUGUUCAACUGGGGCAAUGUUGAAUCCAGCCUCUUUGUGUCAAUCAUCAACAUCGUUCGGGUGAUCAACUUGUUUGUCGUCCUUCCGAUUGUUGCCCGAUUCUUCCGCACUCCAUCCGCCAACGAUGGCAUCAUUCGGGGAUCGGACAUGCUUGACAUAGUUCUUAUCCGGCUGUCAGUGGUAUUCGAUGUGCUUGGAUAUAUCGGAUACGCGUUGUCCAAACACCCGGCAAUGAUGAUUUUCUCUGGCGCUGUCGCGUCGAUCGGUGGUAUGGGUUCGCCGACUCUGCAAUCUUCUCUCACCAAACACGUUCCACACGAACGUAUUGGACAACUUCUCGGUGCUACCGGCUUGUUGCAUGCUCUGGCCCGAGUGGUUGCACCCACUGUCUUCAAUCUAAUCUACAGUAUGACAGUGGCAACCUAUCCUCAGACGGUGUUUGUCUCUCUUGCAGCUGUCUUUGGACUGACUUUCCUGAUGAGUCUACUUAUCCGACCCCACGUCACCCUGGACGAUGACCCUCCACUAGACGUGACUGUUGAGGCUAACGAAGAAGGCGAGAGCGAGGAAGAUCAGCUGCUCUUGCCAUGA
Molecule: messenger RNA, 1758 nt
Organism: Penicillium argentinense
Lineage: Eukaryota; Fungi; Ascomycota; Eurotiomycetes; Eurotiales; Aspergillaceae
Product: putative tetracycline-efflux transporter
Exons: 3
Coding region: 1-1758 (585 amino acids)
Biological process (GO): transmembrane transport
Cellular component (GO): membrane
Molecular function (GO): transmembrane transporter activity
Source: RefSeq, a predicted model, not a curated record